UUUUAGUUGAAACACUUAACGUACAACUGAUUAAAAAAAGCUAAAAAUGUUUACGAAUGUUGUCACUACAUGCUUCGUCGUUCUGGUAAUUUUUCAUAUUUGCGUUUCUGAACCGCACUGUUCUAAAUUUCAUUAUGAAGAGAAGCUCUUAGAGAAAAUGAUAAGACUUGAAAUUUCUGUGGAAGCUAUGAAAAAGGAAAUUGAAGAGUCUCGGAACCAAGUAACGACAACUCUUGGUAAUUUACAAACAGAAAGAAGCACAUGGGAGAAAACAUUACUGACCACGAAAGACACAAGCGUUACAGCAUUAGACACUGCCAUUCAAGAAACAAAAACACAAGUUCAAGACGAACUGAAUGUUCUAGCAGCCGAGAAAGAAAGAUGGAAUAAAGAACUAAAGGAGUGCGUGAAAAUACCAGAGGUCGUUGUAUUCUCUGCAAGAAAUCCAAAGGACACCUCACUAACAAAUGGACAAACCAUGGUUUUUACAGAGAUCAUUUUGAAUAAAGGCGAUGCUUACAGCAAAGAGAAUGGUGUAUUUACUGUUCCUUAUGCUGGAAUCUAUACGUUUACUGUACAGUUUUGUGUGUAUCCUGGAAAAUAUUUUGAUUUUGCUUUCAUGGCCAAUGGCACGCCGUUUAAGAGAUCACGGAUCCAAAGACACAGCACUAGUUACUUUUCCUGUUACAGUUUCGAUGCCGUAACCAUUGUUGAUAAGAAUGAUAAUGUGAAAAUUAAGAUUAUAGGCUGUUAUUCAGGAACAACUUUAGGGGAAAGCAGUGAUUACUACUGGAACACAUUCUCUGGUCGUCUUAUUCAGGCCAUUUAGAAAUUGAAAUAAAAUGCUAAAUACUAACAACAAUGUAAAUUUAUAUGCACACAACGAUGAAUACGAAAUAUAUGUUAGAACUAUGUUUA
Molecule: messenger RNA, 918 nt
Organism: Mercenaria mercenaria
Lineage: Eukaryota; Metazoa; Mollusca; Bivalvia; Venerida; Veneridae
Product: EMILIN-2-like
Exons: 2
Coding region: 47-829 (260 amino acids)
Molecular function (GO): protein binding
Source: RefSeq, a predicted model, not a curated record